This is a messenger RNA of Eublepharis macularius, 1474 nucleotides long. RefSeq names its product G protein-coupled receptor 87 (gene GPR87). The coding region runs from base 322 to 1398 and encodes 358 amino acids. The record is from RefSeq and is a predicted model, not a curated record. NCBI's taxonomy places the organism in Eukaryota, Metazoa, Chordata, Lepidosauria, Squamata, Eublepharidae. Gene Ontology annotation, biological process: G protein-coupled receptor signaling pathway. Gene Ontology annotation, cellular component: membrane. Gene Ontology annotation, molecular function: G protein-coupled purinergic nucleotide receptor activity. The transcript has 3 exons.
UCUCAUUAGGAGUUACGAAAACAGCAUGCAUGAACUGAGAGUUUGAUUUCCCCCUCUCCUUGAAUUAGUAAGCCCACCUUAUACAGAGAAGGUGUUUCCGUACUUCAGAUCAAGACAUGCAUUUAUUCUUCUACUGAAAACAAAAAGGAUUUUAAUUCACUGGUUUGCCUGGAGAACAUAAUGCCUUCCAGAGACGCGCUAAGAAUCUACCAAAUCCAUAAAGAGUAAACAAAGAUGAUGGCAGAAAAUAAAACUUGUACAACCCAUGAUGCAUCCCCUAUCAAUUGCCACCAGCGUGUCUCCUGAAAAUCAACAAUAAUAAUGGGGUCCAAUGCGUCAUAUGUGAAGCUUUCAGAUCAUUACCAUCACCUGGGCCAAGAUAACAGUAUUUCAACCAAUUAUUCACAAGGCCUGCUUGGAAAUUCUACGAAUAAUGAGUUUACAACUAUUGUUUUACCAGUGCUUUACCUCAUCAUCUUCCUGGCAAGCAUCUUGCUGAAUGGCUUGGCAGUAUGGAUUUUCUUCCACAUUCGAAACAAGACAAGCUUCAUUUUUUACCUUAAGAACAUUGUGGUUGCAGACUUGCUUAUGACUAUGACAUUUCCAUUUAAAAUAAUUCAGGACUCAAGAAUGGGGCCAUGGCAGUUGCAUUUCUUCCUGUGCCGUUAUACAACAGUUCUGUUUUACGCCAAUAUGUACACCACAAUUGUAUUUCUUGGACUCAUUAGCAUUGACCGGUAUCUAAAAGUGGUGAAACCAUUUGGAGAUUCCCGGAUGUACAGCAUCACUUUUACCAAGAUUCUGUCUGCAUGUGUUUGGAUUGUUAUGACAUUUCUGGCAGUGCCAAAUGUGAUUCUUACAAAUGGUCAUCCAACUAGGAAAAAUACAGGUGACUGCUUAAAACUAAAAACUCCUUUAGGAGUAAAAUGGCAUGAAGCAGUCCUAUAUGUCAACAACAGUAUGUUUAUCAUUGUACUGACUGUUCUAAUAGGAUGUUAUAUUGAAAUAUCCAAAUAUAUCCAUAAAUCAAGCAAGCAAUUUAUUAGUGCUUCAAGUCGCAAACGGAAACACAACCAAAGCAUAAGGGUGGUUGUGGCUGUCUUUUUUACUUGCUUUGUACCAUAUCAUUUAUGCAGAAUACCAUUUAUUUUUGGCCAUCUGGAUAAAUUUCUUGGUGAUUCAGCACACAAAAUCCUGUUUUACUGCAAGGAAGUGACUCUUUUCCUGUCUGCAUGUAACGUGUGCCUAGAUCCAAUUAUAUAUUUUUUUAUGUGUAGAUCAUUUUCACGAAGGCUGUUCAGGAAGUCAAACAUGCGAACAAGGAGUGAAAGUAUUAGAUCGCUUCAGAGUGUCAGAAGGUCAGAAGUGCGCAUAUACCAUGAUUACACUGAUCUGUGACAUUAUCACUUUUUCAUAUUUGCACCACUAGUAGAUUUAUUAUUUGUACAUAAUAAAAGUAUUUUGUUUGAUUAUA